Messenger RNA from Eruca vesicaria subsp. sativa (arugula), 474 nucleotides. The record is from the annotation of a GenBank genome assembly. Lineage: Eukaryota; Viridiplantae; Streptophyta; Magnoliopsida; Brassicales; Brassicaceae.
AUGGUUUGUGAGGAUGGAAAGAGCAAACAAAUUCAAAAUCCAAUUCACCAGCCUGAUGAAGCUGCGAUGCUCGAAAAGAUUUCCACAGUUAUGUUGAACAAACUGAAAGUGGAUAAGCUCAGGGAAAAAUUUUGGAUUCACGAUGUUGACAAGAAUGGUUUCAUAACUAAACCAGAGCUUCGAUAUUCGAUGACAAAAGAUGGGGGAGAAGUGACCAAAGAGGAAGUUAAUAAGAUUUUUGAGGCAGCUGAUGUAGAUUAUGAUGGUCAGAUCAGCUAUGAUGAGUUCGUCAAACUGAACGCUAAAUGUAAAAACCAGAAUGGUUUCGUAACUGCAGCAGACUAUCAAAAGUUUGUGUUGACAGUUACUGGGAAAAAAGUAACGGAUGAGGAUGCUCGUAAUUUCAUCGAAUCGUUUGAUGUUGAUGGCGAUGGUCGGGUCAGCUAUGAUGAAUUUGUCAAACUGACGAGGUGA